UUUUUAUAUGCAGACAAGCCACACAACAAGACAUGCGACAAGAACGAGUUCCAAUGCAGCAGUAUGACGUGUAUCCACCGCUAUCAAGUGUGCGACAUUCACAAAGACUGUCUCUAUGGGGAUGAUGAGAUACUAGCCACCUGUGCGAGCAUGCCUGAUGGGGCCAGGUGCGAUUUUGAGCAAGGCUUCUGCGGUUGGUUGAAUAGCAUUCAUGACGACUUUGAGUGGACGAGACAUAACGGGUCGACGCCAACUCCUGAAACUGGUCCCACUACUGACCACACGCUUAAGAACCACUUGGGUCACUAUUUAUACAUUGAAGCCACAGACUCGGCCAUGUUUUCUAAAGCUAUACUGAAAAGUGUCGCCUUCAGUGCCCCGCCUCCAGACACGUAUGAUCCGGCUUCAAUGUUUUUCGAGAGUUGCCAGUUUAGGUUCUACUACCACAUGUUCGGGGUGCACACGGGGUCUCUACGUGUGGACGUACACGAGCGCAACACCGAACGUCUCUUGUUCAUCGCCUCCGGAGAAAACGAGAACAGUUGGAAGUUCGUGUCGGUACCGUUGCCAAAAAUCGAACGCAGCUACACUGUGAAUAUCAAGGCAAUCCGUGGAGUACGGUUUCGAGGAGACAUCGCAAUAGAUGACCUAUCUCUGAGUCCCGAAUGCUUCGGCAAAGAUACACUUGGAAAAAACAAUUCAAUACUCUUCUACGAAGACUUAUCGUUAAUUCCAUUAGAGUACCGAUUUUCUACGUGCGAAGCAGAGGGCAUGUUUGGCCCUACGCAGGAGCAGUGCGACUCGGCUUAUAGCAACGUCACCGUUUCAGUCGUUUCCGAAGAAGCGUUAAAAGGCAUACAGUUAUGGACAGUUCCUAAUACGGGCUUGUACAGUAUCAUGGCAUACGGCGCUAGCGGCGGUAGAGGAGCUAACAACCCAGCGUUCGGAUUAGGUGCUGUAGUUUACGCCCACUUCAACUUUACACGAGGUGACAUCAUCCACCUGCUAAUUGGGCAGGAAGGGCAGAGUUCAUGCUCUAUGGGAGAUCCAGAAAACAACUGCGAGGACUCCGUCAGCACUAGCGUUCUAUCAGGUGGCGGAGGCGGUGGAGGUGGCGCCACCUAUGUAUUCACGAUCAACCUUGAUACUUCAAAAAGCCCCGCGCAAGUUCCAUUGCUGGUUGCUGCUGGAGGUGGGGGUGGCUCAGCUCUUCAAGGUUGGAAGGCUUCCAUGCAGAAAAUAGGAGCCAACGGGUUUUAUAUAGCCACAGAUGAUAUAGUGCUGUCACCAUCAUUCGCUGUGCGAGCAGGAAAUGGUUGGUCAAACGGUACAAUUCACACAGGAAGAUCGCUGCUGAAAGGUGGGACCGGAGGUGUAGGUUGCACGCUAGGCAACAGCCAAUUUGCUGUUGGCGGAUUCGGAGGCGGUGCAGGAGCUUGCAUGGGCGGUGGCAACGGCGGAGGCCUUUGCGGGCGCAGUUCCACUGGAAAUGAUCAGCCAUCUGAUGGGGUUGGAGGCUGGUCGUUUGUCAGCAGAGAUGCUAUAAAUGCUGUAAACAUGCUGGACCAUAACAAGGGACAUGGUAGAGUUACCAUCACGUACCUGACGCCCGUGGAAUGCUUGUGUCCUGACCAGCCUUCGCCGCUCAACAUGCAGGAUCUGCUAAAGCUGUCACUCGACGUAGCAGCAGGAUGUCAAUACUUGGAAGAAAACCAUUUCAUUCACAGGGCACUGGGACAGGGAGCCUUCGGUGAGGUAUAUCAGGGCUUGUUGUCAAAUCUUCCCGGCGAACAACCGGACAUGCCAGUAGCAGUAAAGACACUGCCAGAAUUGUCAACUGACCAAGCAGAGAUGGAUUUUCUUAUGGAAGCCCUUAUCAUGUGUAAAUUUGAUCACGCGAAUAUAGUGCGAUUCAUCGGCGUAUGCUUCGAGAAACAUCCAAGGUUUAUCAUAUUGGAACUGCUCAACGGCGGUGACCUAAAGUACUUCCUGCGGGAAUCCAGACCGAAAGCAGUAAGGGCUGACUACUAUCGUAAGGGAGGAAAAGCAAUGCUUCCCGUCAAAUGGAUGCCCCCAGAAGCCUUUCUCGAUGGAAUGUUUACGUGCAAGACAGACGUCUGGUCAUUUGGUGUACUAUUGUGGGAAGUGUUCUCUCUGGGAUAUAUGCCGUACCCAGGCAGGGGUAACCAAGAGGUGAUGCAGCUGGUCACUAAUGGAGGAAGGUUGGAAGCCCCAUCGGGCUGUCCCGCCUCUAUAUAUGCAAUAAUGAAGCUCUGUUGGGCUGGCAAUCCAGAUGCUCGGCCAAGAUUUACCGAAAUCAUCAAACAGAUAAAUGCGUGUAUACAGGACCCUGAAGUCAUCUACACUGCGCUACCAGUUUUCCACCGGGCACCGUCUGUGGAACGAGAGAACAGUCUGGUUCGACCGUCCGAAUCAGACCGAAACUGCUUGCAGGUACACCAGGCUCUUUCACACGGCGCUGCCGGCUCAAGACCGGGGACAAACGCAAUUGGUGAACCGCACGCAGCCGGUAGCAGCAAGGUCGACGAGUUCGAGUUGAAGCAAUCGUACGGGCCCAGUAGCGGUGAGCUAUCCGUGCUUCUGCCCGCAGACGCGCCCGCAGGCGUGUUCGACGAGAAUGCCUUCCACAGCCUUCCCUCGCCCGCGAAGACACAGCUGCAGAAGACAUUAUCCGGAAGCAGUCGGAGCGGAGCGUACAGCAGUUUGCCGACGUGUGAGCCGACCGACGAUGGCGAUACCAGCGACAAUCUGUAUCAGAAUCCGCGCUACUACCAGCGCAACAACAGUACCGCAUCGGCUGAGCUGGCGGCGAUGCACGACGAGGCCGAGGCGCACGAUGGCAUUGCUGCUGCGCAGAACGAUCAUGGCGAUGGCGAACCCGAUGCCGAAUAUGUUGCUGCUGCUGCGGAGGCGCCACUGCUGUCCAAGACCGACGACAGCGCAAUUUCGCAAGCAGGCGCGGCGACGCAGUAUCAGAACGUUGACUGUCAAAAGAGCAAUGGUUACGCAGCCACGCACCUACUCGCAUAGCCGAUUUCAAUCCUGAGUCUCGUUGAUAGCCUCCAUCUACAUUAACGUCACCAGCUUUUAACAUGCUCCUCUUAGAGUCGUGUUCGCCCCACUCGGCAUACUUCGGCCGAUUCCGUACUCACUACUUCUAAGUGAUCUUUCUUCGAUUUCCUCUCUACAGCUAUGUGUGGGUACGGAAUCAACCGAGGUCUUCCGUGUGUUCUCUCUUCGCCUAUAUCACAUAGAUGCCAGUCUGAUAUAUGCUAGCCUAAUUAUAACCUAAGUCAAAUAACUUAGAUUCAAAUCUAGCCAUGCUGGUCUCAGUCCGUCAAGACGAACUGGUGCGCCUCGGAUUGGUCUUGAUUUAAGUUCAAUGUGUUAAUUUACUAUGAAAAAUACUGUGUACUAAAAAUGAUACUACCUGCCAUAGUGAUACGCCCUGACUGUCGUUUAAAAGCUGACUAUUAUACCUGUGGCAAUUACAUCAUAACUUUAUAUCAGGAGCUAAUAAGUGUAUAAUAUUUGUAAUAGCUGUAUUAUUAGCUUUUUAUUAUAUAUUAACACAC
Priapulus caudatus is the source of this 3596-nucleotide messenger RNA. RefSeq names its product leukocyte tyrosine kinase receptor-like. NCBI's taxonomy places the organism in Eukaryota, Metazoa, Priapulida, Priapulimorpha, Priapulimorphida, Priapulidae. The record is from RefSeq and is a predicted model, not a curated record. The coding region runs from base 64 to 3051 and encodes 995 amino acids. Gene Ontology annotation, molecular function: transmembrane receptor protein tyrosine kinase activity; ATP binding. Gene Ontology annotation, biological process: multicellular organism development; positive regulation of kinase activity; cell surface receptor protein tyrosine kinase signaling pathway. The transcript is spliced from 20 exons. Gene Ontology annotation, cellular component: membrane; signaling receptor complex.